GCUGAGGAACCUGAACAGAAAGAGCCAGGAAAGACUCAGUAAGUGAGGAUAGCAGACCUCUGGUUAUUCAAGCCUCUUCCAAGCUCACCAUGGUCUUUGCAUUGACUGCCUGAGAAGAACUCCAAAUUCAUAUGCAGUGUGCUCUCCGUGGUAGUAUUGGCAACUCUCCUCAAAGUCAUUAUUCCAAAUCUCAGGAAGAGCUGGCAGAGUCUUUCCAGUUUUCUCCCUGACUGUUUCUGGAUGUGAGUACAUCCCACUGGAAUAUUCCCACCUCCAGAACAAGGAAAAGGCUUGAAGGACCUCAAUCUACUGUGCCAACAGGACCUGAAUGACUAUGAGUGACCACUCCCUGAAGAUGUCUGACAGCCACAGCAGCCCUCUCCUGCCAGAGCCUAAUUCCAGCAGAUACAAAUUCUAUGAAUCAGAGCCAAGCAGCCCUACCUGGCCUUCAAACUCCCAAGAUACACAUCCAGCCCUGCCCUUGCUGGAAAUGCCUGAAGAAAAGGACCUCCGAUCAUCUGAUGAAGACAGCCACAUUGUGAAAAUUGAAAAAUCCAAUGAAAGGAGUAAAAGGAGAGAAAGUGAGGUGUCCCGCAGAGGCUCUGCGGGCCGGGGAGGCUUCAGCCUCUUCCAAGCAGUGGGCUACCUCACAGGCGAGAUGAAGGAGUGCAGGAACUGGCUGAAAGAUAAGCCCCUGGCCCUCCAGUUCCUAGACUGGUUCCUGAGGGGAACUGCUCAGGUGAUGUUUGUCAACAACCCCCUCAGUGGGCUCAUCAUCUUCAUAGGACUUCUGAUCCAGAAUCCCUGGUGGGCACUUGCUGGGGCUCUAGGGACAGUUGUCUCGACUUUAACUGCCCUCAUCUUAAGCCAGGACAGGUCAGCCAUCGCCUCCGGACUCCACGGCUACAAUGGGAUGCUGGUGGGGCUGCUGAUAGCCGUGUUCUCCGAGAAGGCAGACUACUACUGGUGGCUGCUGUUUCCAGUGAUCUUCACAACCAUGGCCUGCCCAGUGAUUACUAGUGCUUUGAAUUCCAUCUUCAGCAAGUGGGACCUUCCGGUCUUCACACUGCCCUUCAAUAUCGCCGUGACACUGUACCUGGCAGCCACAGGCCACUACAACCUCUUCUUCCCCACGACGCUGCUGCAGCCUGCAUCUGCUGUGCCUAAUCUCACCUGGUCAGAGAUUGAAAUGCCUUUGUUGCUACAAACCAUCCCCGUAGGGAUCGGCCAGGUGUACGGCUGUGACAAUCCCUGGACAGGUGGUUUGAUCCUGGUGGCUCUGUUCAUCUCCUCACCACUCAUCUGCCUGCAUGCAGCCAUUGGAUCCAUCAUCGGGAUGCUAGCAGCUCUGACAGUGGCCACCCCCUUCGAGACGAUCUACGUGGGCCUCUGGAGCUACAACUGUGUCCUCUCCUGUAUUGCCAUCGGGGGCAUGUUCUAUGCCCUUACCUGGCAGACCCACCUGCUGGCCCUUGUCUGUGCUUUGUUCUGUGCCUACAUGGGAGCAGCUCUUUCCAACAUGAUGGCCGUGGUUGGUGUGCCAUCAGGUACCUGGGCCUUCUGCCUCUCCUCACUCAUCUUCCUGCUCCUAACAACCAACAACCCCGCAAUCUACAAGCUCCCACUCAGUAAAGUCACCUACCCAGAGGCCAACCGCAUCUUGUACCUGACGAUGAAGAGCAGUGAGGAAGAGAAGUCUCCCAGCGGCAGCGGUGGGGAGGAGCUGCCCACAGCAGGCCCCAAGGCUGAGGAGGGCUCCGAAGCGGUGCUCCCCAGGCGCAGGAGUGUGUUCCACAUCGAGUGGUCAUCUAUUCGAAGGAGAAGCAAAGUGUUUGGGAAAGGUGAACACCAGGAAAGACAAGCCAAAGAGUCAUUCUCCUAUCUAUACCGGAAGCCAGCGGUGGAGCUGCUUGAUCUAGACACCAUGGAGGAGAGUUCUGAGAUCAAGGUAGAAGCCAACAUGUCCAAGACUUCCUGGAUUCAGAGUUCCAUGGCUGCUGGGGGGAAGAGGGUCAGCAGAGCCCUUAGCUACAUCACAGGAGAGAUGAAGGAAUGUGGAGAAGGUCUUAAAGACAAAUCCCCAGUGUUCCAGUUUCUCGACUGGGUGCUCCGAGGCACAUCUCAGGUGAUGUUUGUGAACAACCCCCUCAGCGGCAUCCUCAUCAUCCUUGGCCUCUUCGUCCAGAACCCCUGGUGGGCCAUCUCCGGCUGCCUGGGCACCAUUGUAUCCACCUUGACCGCCCUGGUCCUGAGCCAGGACAAGUCGGCGAUAGCAGCGGGGCUCCAUGGCUACAACGGGGUGCUGGUGGGGCUGCUGAUGGCCGUGUUCUCAGACAAGGGUGACUAUUACUGGUGGCUUCUGCUCCCCAUCAUUGUUAUGUCUAUGUCUUGCCCCAUUCUCUCCAGUGCCCUGAGCACCAUCUUCAGCAAGUGGGACCUUCCAGUCUUCACACUGCCCUUCAAUAUCUCCGUGACCCUGUACCUGGCAGCCACCGGCCACUACAACCUCUUCUUCCCCACGACGCUGCUGCAGCCUGCAUCUGCUGUGCCUAAUCUCACCUGGUCAGAGAUCCAAGUGCCCUUGCUUUUGAGAGCCAUCCCUGUCGGAAUCGGCCAGGUAUACGGCUGUGAUAACCCCUGGACUGGAGGCAUCUUCCUCAUAGCUCUGCUUGUAUCUUCGCCGCUCAUUUGCUUGCAUGCAGCCAUUGGAUCCACCAUGGGGAUGUUAGCAGCUCUCAGCAUUGCCACGCCCUUUGACUCCAUCUACUUUGGCCUUUGUGGCUUCAACAGCACGCUCGCCUGCAUCGCCAUCGGAGGCAUGUUCUACGUCAUCACCUGGCAGACACACAUCUUGGCCAUUGCCUGCUCACUGUUUGCAGCCUACCUGGGUGCCGCUCUGGCCAACAUGUUGUCUGUGUUUGGAUUACCACCAUGCACAUGGCCCUUCUGCCUCUCAGCGCUCACCUUCCUGCUCCUGACCACCAACAACCCCGCCAUCUACAAGCUCCCCCUCAGCAAAGUCACCUACCCAGAGGCCAACCGCAUCUACUUCCUAUCCCAAGAGAGGAACAGAAGGGCAUCGACCAUAACAAAGUACCAGGCCUAUGAUGUCUCUUAAGUUGCCAGUUCCAAAACACAUCACUGUAAAUGCAGCAUGACUUUG
Messenger RNA from Dipodomys spectabilis (banner-tailed kangaroo rat), 3163 nucleotides. It is a transcript of the gene Slc14a2, whose product is annotated as solute carrier family 14 member 2. Gene Ontology annotation, molecular function: urea transmembrane transporter activity. Gene Ontology annotation, cellular component: membrane. Lineage: Eukaryota; Metazoa; Chordata; Mammalia; Rodentia; Heteromyidae. Gene Ontology annotation, biological process: urea transmembrane transport. The record is from RefSeq and is a predicted model, not a curated record. The transcript has 22 exons. The coding region runs from base 329 to 3118 and encodes 929 amino acids.